Molecule: messenger RNA, 1186 nt
Organism: Anopheles maculipalpis
Lineage: Eukaryota; Metazoa; Arthropoda; Insecta; Diptera; Culicidae
Product: zinc finger imprinted 3-like
Exons: 3
Coding region: 59-1186 (375 amino acids)
Biological process (GO): regulation of transcription by RNA polymerase II
Cellular component (GO): nucleus; chromosome
Molecular function (GO): chromatin insulator sequence binding; zinc ion binding
Source: RefSeq, a predicted model, not a curated record
AACGCAUUUCAAUUGUAAACAAACAAUCCAAAGCGCCCAGCGCGUAAACUCGCUAGCAAUGGCGAAUCUUUUAGAAGAAUUAUUGAACGUUUGUCGGUUUUGUUUGUCCGAGAACAAACAGUAUCUGCAGCCCAUCAUGAAGGCAUUGGAUUCCACACUCACGCCUGACGAGAUAGAACGAUAUACCGGGAUACGGAUAAACACCGAUGAUGACUGUACGCUAUAUGCGAUAUGCAUGGAGUGUACAAGCACGCUGAAAAAGUCGAUUGAAUACCGAACAAAUUGCAUCAACAAUCAAAUUCAUUUCGAAGAAUUGCUUAUGAUGCUGGUCGCCAGUGCAGAAUGCACAAAUCCUGAAGACACUGAGACCGUAAUAUGCUUGGAUAGUGAUGAUGAUGGGACGGAUUUGAAUAGCAUUGAAGACAUAUUGCACGAGGAAUCUAUAGGGCUAGAAGAUAGUUUAUCGUAUGAGAAAGAUAUGCUGCAGGAAGAAGUCAGUUGCAUCGAUACCAUUCGCAGCUAUAACAGCCCUCAGCCAUCGAAGCGGAUGUUCAAUGAUGAGGAUGAAAUGUACAGCGCUAACUAUAUCCUACCUGGCGAAUCAUGCUAUUCCGAUAGCGACGACGGCGAAAGCUCUGUGACGACGAAAAAGCAAAGAAAAAACUACACGUUUAAGAAAGAUCCUCCGAAAGAGCAGCGACUUGUUAAGGAGAAAAAAACGUAUGAUUUUUCUCCACUUAAAAUCAGUAAAAAUUAUUUUGUCAAAUCGUACAAAGUAGGAAAACGAAUAUAUCCCAAGGCGCUCUGUGAUGUUUGUGGAAUUAUGGUCUGUGACAUAAAUAGUCAUGUGCGAAAUCAUUUCCCAGCGACUUUCUUCCCAUGUCCACACUGUCCAGUGAAAAUGAAAGGUAAAACAAAUCUGAAAUCACACAUCGAUACGGUACAUUUCAAAAAGGUUGGCAAAACAUGCAAUAUAUGCGGCAAAGGAUUCAUACACCACAAAACCUACCGAUAUCAUAUGCUUGGUCAUCAAUCCGAAGGUAAAACUUUUGAAUGCAAAGUAUGCGGGAAAAUCUUUGACAAACCUUGCGGCCUGAGCGAUCAUUGUAAAAGAGUUCAUAAUUUAGCCAGGCCAACAAAACGAGGCAGUUCACUUGCGCGCCUAGAAACCAAGGACUCUCAAUAA